AUGCAGACGCUGUUCAAACAUUUGUGGACGAAUUUUGUGAAUUAUACACAAGUGGGAAACAGGUUUUACCGAUUUUCCCCUCACGCACUCGGGCAGAUCCCAGCAAAGAUAAUUUGUGAGCGAGAAGGAAGCCAGCUCGCUGUCGCAGAUACUAAUGAGAAAUGGGAAGAGCUGAUCACUUUUGCCGCGCGUAAUGGAAGACUGAAACUUUGGGUUAGUGUCCUCCGGAAGGAAGAGGAAAGAAAGAAGGGACUCAAUCCUUCGUGGAUUUACACAAAUGGAACAAAAGUUUCCCUUCAUGAUGUCGAGAUCAUGGAGUCAGGAAGUUCGUGCUACCAUCUUGAGAGAAAACUACGCUGGAUCGUCACCAACUACGAGAUAUGGUGUUCUGACAGGUAUCCAUUUAUAUGUCAGAGAGAAUAGCUCACAUAAUUUUCAAUGCACCAUGUGAAUGAUGUACAGAUAUUAAUAAAAG
Molecule: messenger RNA, 475 nt
Organism: Penaeus chinensis
Lineage: Eukaryota; Metazoa; Arthropoda; Malacostraca; Decapoda; Penaeidae
Exons: 4
Coding region: 1-423 (140 amino acids)
Source: RefSeq, a predicted model, not a curated record